Molecule: messenger RNA, 633 nt
Organism: Orbilia oligospora ATCC 24927
Lineage: Eukaryota; Fungi; Ascomycota; Orbiliomycetes; Orbiliales; Orbiliaceae
Exons: 1
Coding region: 1-633 (210 amino acids)
Source: RefSeq, a predicted model, not a curated record
AUGCAAUUAAUUCACUUCUUUUCGAUCCUCGCCGUCCUUAGUGGAGCCCUCAGCGCCCCCGCUCCGUCCCUCGACGACCACAAGCCGACCCCUGCUAAGCGCGACCCUAAAUUCCCAUUGAUUAAUAUCGUCUACGAAACCACGGCACCAAUCCCAAAACCGAGGCCAGAGCCACGCCCCAUUUAUGGUAAUCCAAGACCAGAGCCACGCCCAAUCCACUUUAAACCUAUUGUGCACCCAAAUCCCAUUAAUCGAGUCGCAUGGCCAGUUAUAAAGCCACGUCCACAUCCAACCCCCACCAAACCAUACGGGUGGCGAGGCAAUGGCAAGCUGAUUGGAGGGCGGUCUGCAGCUGCUGUAGACCCUGAUAAGCCUGUUCAUAUUUUACCUUUCCCCCAAUACACUGGCCCGCCGGUUACCGAGCAUCCAGAGGACCCAGAAGAGCAACCGGAGCCAGCGCCAAAACCAAAGCCGACCACGACCACUACUAAGACGACUACUACUUCUACCCCUAAGCCAACUGCAACUCCAGUGAAGAAACAUCAGUCAUGGAAAUGGCCUGCGAAGGUUAGGCCACCUUAUUACCGACCAUGGUACGGAGUUGGUGAUAAUUACGAGGGGCCCAGGGAAUAA